ACAUGACCUGUUGUUUCCACAUCGAGCAGCGGCGAGGAGGUAGCUGAACACAGGGGUCCUAUUAACCUGCAACAUCUCAACACAAGUCUCCUAUUUACCACAAAAUCUGGUGGAUAUCAUGACGUUAUUGAACGGAGAGGAAACAUGAUAGCCAUUUGUAAUCCAAGCUGUUAACCGUGUCAUCCCGCUUAUAAUUGUAUCGUUAUAUCGAAAACAAAGCGACUUAUUGGAUGUUCUUCAAGAAGCCUCCUCGUACUAAGUUUUCGUCAAAACGAUGAAUGCCCUGGUGGCUCUCUGUCACUUCUGUGAACUCCACGGACCUCGCACGCUGUUUUGCACCGAGGCUCUGCACCCUCCUUCGCCGUCUCCCUCCCAGGCAGGUGCAGCCGUACCUGGCGACAGGGACCGCGAUGGAGACCGCGAGGGAGAAGGACUUACGAUGAGGGCUAACAGCUCAGCGUCACAGAGAGGAGAGAUGUGCGAGGGCUGCCGGUCUCUGCCAGCGUCUCACCCGGGCUUUGUGAGCAUCGACGACGAGACAGGCAUCCGCUUCCUGAGUCACCAGCACCCCCGACAGUCCCAGCUGUUCAGCGUGGUGCGGCAAGCCUGCGUCCGCAGCCUCAGCUGUGAGGUGUGUCCGGGCCGCGAGGGCCCAAUCUUCUUCGGGGAUGAGCAGCAUGGGUUUGUGUUCUCGCACACGUUCUUCAUCAAGGACAGCCUGGCCAGGGGCUUCCAGCGCUGGUACAGCAUCGUGAUGGUGGCCAUGGACCGCAUCUACCUCAUCAACUCCUGGCCCUUCCUGCUGCGCCACCUCAGGCUGACCAUACAGAGUCUGCAGAGCACGGCGCUCAAGGUGUUUGAUAAUGAGCAGGGAGUGUGUCCUCAGCGGGCGGUCAGGAUGAACAGUGUGUUCUCCCCUGCAGUCUACCCCCACCAGAGGAGUGGCAGUGCGGCCCGCUCCCUCACCUCCCUCACCCAGCACCCCAACCUCUGGGCCAGCCUGCACUCCUCCUUCAGUUGGCUUCUGAAGGCCUGUGGGAGCCGGCUGACGGAGAAAUUGCUGGAGGGGGCCCCCACAGAGGACACAUUGGUCCUCAAAGAGAGGCAGACCGAACAAGAGGAGGAAAUCAGCUGCUGGGAGGGGGGUGAGGGGGUCUCUUCCAGACUACAGCUAAACCGACUGGAGCGUGAGCUGGGGGACUUCCCGUGUGAUAAAGGACAAGGCGUGGAGUUUCCAGGUCCACAUUUCCGAUCCCUGAGGCAUUUGAGACUGGUGCUGGGUGCACCUGAGUUCCGUCAGCUGGUGUGGCACGUCCUCAUGGGGAACCAGGUCAUAUGGAGAGGAGCCGACCCCGGGCUCAUCCAGUCGGCCUUCACGGUGCUGAAGGCCCUGCUUCCAGUGGGCUGCGUGCGCUUGAUACCAUACAGUGCUCAGUACGAGGAGGCCUACAGAUGCAACUUCCUGGGCCUCAGCCCAGAUGUGACCAUCCCUGCCCAUGUGAGCUCUUCAGAGUUUUCUGUGUUGGUAGACGUUGCCAACACAGAGAAAAGCUGCCAGUACUCUGCUGUCAGUGAAGAUGACAUCGCCUCCAUGUACCAGUUCAUCAACAGCAGCGCCAACGUACAGCCCACGGACAAAGGUCCCACGUUACUGAAUAAGCUGGAGGUGGCCCUUUCCAACGAGAACCUGUCCGUAGAGGUGGUGUCUCACUGCCUGCUGUGUCUGAAGGAGGAGUGGAUGAAUAAGGUCAAAGUGCUCUUUAAGUUCUCCAAGGUGGACGGGCGGGGCAGGGAGGACACCCAGAAGGUGCUGGCCGUGCUGGGGGCUACUGGGCCCGGGGAGGACGACAACGUCAGGCUGCUCAAGUUCUGGAUGACUGGCCUCAGCAAGACCUACAAGAGCCACUUGAUGACAGCUGUGAGGGGGGUGGAGCGGAGCCCCAGCCAAUGACGGUCAGGAAGAGUUGGUGGCGGUUAGUGGGAAUAAUAUAUCGGGAGAGCUAUUGGCAAAAAAGAGGAACUUGACUUAACUUGAUGGUAAAAGUAGUUCCUUAGAAGGAUGGAAAGGGAAGAUGAAAUGAGGAAAUAGGACAAAUUGAGUGCAAUAUGAAUGAAGACAUAUUUUUAACUAAUCGAUUAUGUUAAUUUGUUAAGACUGGGUUGUCUACUAUAUGUGCUUCUCCUGUUUGUUUUUUGUUUUUUUUCAUUCUGUCCGGAGAGAUGUGUUCAGGGAUGUGUUUGGGAUUUUUAAUGUCAGCAAAUUCUAUCUUUAUGCAUUUUUACAUGUGCGUUUAUGUAAAAUAUAUAUAUAUAUAUGACAUGUAUAUGUAUAUAACAUAUUUCAUUUGUUAUUAGAAAUGGGGGUUGGUAUUUGAAAUCCAUUGAAAGACAUUUCUUAAAAAUAAAACUAUUUUUAGGGUCCAUCUAGUGACGUCUUGUGCUCCAUCUUGUGGUGAACUCUCACAGAAGGACACUCAAAGUAGUGAACGAGAGACAGUUACCAAAUUGCCACCCACUCAAAUAUUUUACAACGAAUUGGGCCAAGAAAACCUCUAGUGGUGUAAGAGAACACUUGUAGAUUGUCUGGCAUCCAAACGAUUGCACAACAAGACCUUAGCCCAAAGUGUUGCAGUGCGUGAGCCGGGCCGGACUCAUAGUGGUCCACUAACCAGCCGCAUACUGCUUUUGUCUGCAUCCUUUAGUUCUGCUGAAGUUUGCAGAGGGAAGACAAUAAAAUGUAAACACAUAUGGUUUGGAUUAUAUUCGGAACCUAAACCUUUUUUUAUUACGACCAUAGCUGACUAUGAAUGAAUAGAAUUGUAAUUGCAUUUAUGAUGUCAUUAUAGUUAAGUAUUGCCUCUAUUUUACUAAACUGUGGACACAUACAAUAUUAUAUAUGUUUUUGCUUGCAUUGCUCUUUACAAAUUAAACAUAUAUUUAUAUAUA
Gadus morhua (Atlantic cod) is the source of this 2946-nucleotide messenger RNA. It is a transcript of the gene flcn, whose product is annotated as folliculin. Gene Ontology annotation, biological process: negative regulation of transcription by RNA polymerase II; positive regulation of TORC1 signaling; positive regulation of transforming growth factor beta receptor signaling pathway. Gene Ontology annotation, molecular function: GTPase activator activity. The coding region runs from base 275 to 1951 and encodes 558 amino acids. The record is from RefSeq and is a predicted model, not a curated record. Gene Ontology annotation, cellular component: cytosol. The transcript is spliced from 12 exons. Lineage: Eukaryota; Metazoa; Chordata; Actinopteri; Gadiformes; Gadidae.